Messenger RNA from Didymosphaeria variabile, 429 nucleotides. RefSeq lists its product as uncharacterized. The coding region runs from base 1 to 429 and encodes 142 amino acids. The transcript has 2 exons. The record is from RefSeq and is a predicted model, not a curated record. Lineage: Eukaryota; Fungi; Ascomycota; Dothideomycetes; Pleosporales; Didymosphaeriaceae.
AUGAUGGGCCUGACUUGUCCCAUCCUUGCCACGCGCGCCCUGCGCAAUGGCUUCAUGCGCCUGUCUGUAUUUUCCAUGGCUGCAGUCUGGGAAGAUCAUCUCAGCAAGGCUACCCAGUUCGACAAACCAUUGAGUGAUCGGCAGUCCAGGCUUGAGGGCCCCUCUUAUUUUAAGUAUAAGAAACUGCUUGAACCCGCCUAUCGAGACAACAUGCCUUCAACCACGCAACAAGAACAGCCUUGGAAGCCCAUGCUGGCGAAUUUGCGAGGCAGCGGCAACGACAUCAAAGCGAAGCCCGACAGUGACGGUUUCGAAAAAGGAAAGCCGAUCAUUCUCGGUGGCCAAGGCGCUUGGGGCAAGUGGAAGGAGGAAACCCAGAGCCCGAAAGCCAAGGGACUCUGGUACGACACGGCUGAGGGCGGGGAAUAG